CCUCGCGCCUUUCCGAAGGAUCUUACUACUUUUCUGAAAUUAUUUAUCUAGAUAUUAUACAUAGACUUGAUGCCAUGAUGUCCACUAUUAAACAUUUUAUUUGUUUUUAAAGUAACUCUCACUUUUCACAACUUAUGCGUCUGGUCACCUAGGAUUUUAGGCAUAACCGACAUGGAUCAAGGGCUCCAGAGGAGGCAAUGGACAUCAACGUGGUCAGCUUUUCGCCUCCUUAUGUGUAUGUGCGCUCUGGACCGGGUGCUCGCACAGGUUCGGUACUCGGUUAAUGAGGAGCGUGACCACGGCGCAUUCGUCGGUAACAUUGCCGAGGACUUGCGCUUGGAUGUCACUAGGUUGUCUGCCAGGCGAUUCCGCAUAGUCUCCGGAGCUAGGAAACAGUAUUUAGAGGUCAAUUUGGAAAACGGGAUUUUGUUUGUGAACGAGAAGAUUGAUCGAGAGGAGUUGUGCGAACAGAGUCCGGUUUGUUUCCUGCACUUGCAGGUGGUCAUUGAAAGCCCGCUGGAACUGCACCGAGUAGAAGUUGAAAUCUUAGAUGUUAACGACAACGCUCCGAGUUUUCCGUGGAGCGAGUUCAAUCUAGAGAUUACCGAGUCUGCCGCGCCGGGCUCACGGUUCCCUCUCGAAAGCGCGCAAGACCUAGACGCGGGAUCCAACUCGCUCCGCUCAUACCUGCUGAGUGCUAACCAACACUUUGUGCUGGAUGUGCAGACGCGCAACGACGGAAGCAAGUUCGCAGAACUCGUGUUGGAGUCUCCCUUAGACCGGGAGAAGCAGAAAAUGCACGAAAUGGUCCUAACCGCCGUGGAUGGUGGAUCUCCGCUGCGCUCUGGCACUGCUCAAAUCUUGGUUACAGUUCUGGAUGCGAACGACAAUGUCCCUGCAUUUGACAAAUCCGUUUACCGGGUAAGCCUUGUGGAGAACGCACCGAGAGGAACACUAGUGCUCAAGCUCAACGCCACAGAUCUAGACGAAGGGUCGAACGGCGAUAUCGUAUAUUCAUUCAGCGGGCAUGCGCCCUUAAAAGUACGCGAGCUUUUUAGUGUAGAUUCUUUCUCGGGUGAAAUUCGGGUGAAGGGAAUAGUUGACUACGAAAAGGCCAGCGUCUACGAGCUCUAUGUCCAGGCUAAAGACAAGGGUCCCUCUGCUGUGGCCGUACACUGUAAAGUGCUUGUCGAUAUACUGGACGUGAACGACAACGCUCCAGAGGUCAUCCUGACCUCUGUGUCCACACCUGUUCAGGAAGACGCGCCUCCCGGGACCGUGAUAGCAGUGAUCAGUGUCAUGGAUCGUGACUCCGGGGAAAACGGAGCAGUGGACUGUCAGAUCCCCAGCCACGUACCUUUUAGGCUCCACUCGUCCUUUAAAAACUAUUACACAUUGGCGACUAGCGAAUUUCUGGACAGAGAGUCAGUAGCCGAACACAACAUCACUCUCACGGCUCGAGAUUUAGGCUCGCCAUCGCUCUCCACUGGGAAAACUAUUAAUGUUCUUGUGUCGGAUGUUAAUGACAAUCCUCCGCGCUUCCUUCAGCCAUCAUACACCGUCUAUGUUACCGAGAAUAACGCACCGGGCGCUUCCAUUUGUUCUGUGAGCGCAAUAGAUCCGGACUCUAACCAGAACGCUUAUUUAUCCUACUCUAUUCUCGAGGGUCAAAUAAGGGGCAUGCCAGUGUCCACGUAUGUUUCUAUUAACUCAGACAAUGGUAACAUUUACGCUCUUCGCUCCUUCGACUACGAGCAGCUCCGCAACUUUCAGAUCCGAGUGCAGGCGCGGGACGCCGGUUUCCCGCCGUUGAGCGGAAACGUGACUGUCAGCGUGUUUGUGUUGGACCAGAACGACAACGCACCACUAGUCGUUUCCCCUCUGCCCAAGAACGGCACGGCAGCUACAGAGACGGUGCCUAGGUCGGCGGACGCAGGCUACCUCGUAGCAAAAAUUACAGCGCUGGACGCGGACUCCGGGCAAAACUCUCGCCUCUCGUACCAAGUGCUCCACGCCACGGACCCAGGGUUAUUCAGCAUCGCUCUUUACACGGGUGAAAUUCGGACCAUCCGCCGCUUCGUAGACAAAGACGCCACAAGGCACAGACUCGUUAUAUUGGUCAAGGACAAUGGGCAACCCUCUCUUUCGUCCACCGCAUCCCUCAUUCUGACGCUAGUGGACGGCGUGCCGGAGUCUCUGUCAGACCUCGAUGAACAUGCUCUCAGCCGCCGAGUGCCUUCUAACCUCGCCCUGUAUCUGAUCGUCUCGUUGAGCGUGGUAUCACUCAUCUUCCUAGUAGCCAUCAUCGUACUGGCAGCGCUGAAGUGCUACAAAGACCGGGACUGUCCUGGAGGUUUUAGUCUUUCCUCUAUCGGUUCUACGUGCUGCACUCUCGAAUUCGAGCCGCCCGCCGAAGCAUGCAAAAAGUCCAACCUGAAUAUGCAGAUUUCCACCGGGACGAAGGUGCCCACGAAUUGUGUGGAGAACAGUACCGGGACCACGGCUCAGAACUACUGCUACAAGGUGUGCCUGACACCCGAAUCAGCUAAGAGUGACUUCAUGUUCAUGAAGUCAUACAGUCCGAGCACGCCGAGAAAUAACGCAGCUAAGGAGACUGAAAAUCUGGCAUGGAGCUCACAGAGCCGCGCCUCUUCAGCUAAUAACGGAGCAACAACCCCUAACGAGUUAAAACAAGACAAUACUAACUGGGCUCUGGCCAAGAAUCAAACAUCAACUUUGAAAAGUUAUAACUCAGUUAAUAUGGAUGGCACCCUUAUGAGGAAAGUCAUGCAGACUGAUUCUGAGAAUUAUGUAAAUCCAGUGGCUGCAGGACAGUACUGGACAUGGGGAACACGAAUAAGAGAGUGUAAGAUAUCUUCACCUGCAACAGGCCUCCCUGAGCGGGCAUGGACACCACGCUAUACCCCCACAAAAACACCCCAAAAGCAGCAGCCUUCAGGUCAAUCACAUGCUCAUCCUCCACCAGACUACCAUCACAAUGUCUACAUCCCUGGGACUCCAUCUGCCCUCUGUACCUUGCGGCCCAGUAAUCGCAGUGAGCUUGAUGUCCACAAUACUUUUUCCACCUUUGGCAAGAAGCGCAAGUUUAUUUCCCCCAGCAGUUAUGAUCCACGGGAUGAAACAGGCACUGAGGUCAUCAAUAAUGACCUGUAUAAUGAAUAGUGAAAAAGAAAAGAGACUGCAACAGCGUGUGAAUUGGUGGACAGAACAUGUGGAGGGGAAGCAAAUAUGGUGAAAGAAUUCAAGAAAUAUUAGUUGCAACCAAAGCAGAGCCUAUCUAUCCAAACCAUACUGCUCUAAUUUUACAGCUAAAUUAAAAUUCUAAUCAGGGUUGUAUGUUUCUUUUUACUUUAUAUCUGAGAUGUUUGUAGGUUUGUGGCACAUAAAACAAAAGACUAAGAAAGCUUUAAACUCUAGCAGGGGUUGGAAGAACUGGCUUAGAUUCAAAGAUAAACAUCUUAUUUGUUAAGGCCAUCUGGAUCAAUUCGAACCUUUAAUUUGUUAAAUUAUGGAAGGAUAGAGUUCUGGUUACCAUUUGCGCAAUGCAUUACAUAUCUAUUUUGUUUUUCUUGGGUUCUCCAAAGUUCUUGCAAAAAUACAACAAGUGAGUUGCCUAUUCUAAGAUUUAAAAUGACUCUAGGAACACCUAUAGGUGUAAAUCGGUGCCCCAGUGAAAAAUAUCCAAAUGUACUGUGACUUUGACCAGAAAACGGUGGUCAGGAUGAAUGAAUGAACGAACGAACAAAUGAAUGAAUGAAUGAAUGAAUGAAUGAAUGAAUAAAAUUAAGGAAGAAAUUUCUGUUAUAUUUUUUUACACAUCAUCAUGAUAGGCACAGACUAAUGUGGCUUAGACAUUCUAAAAUGAAUAACCUUUGAAGAACUGUAGAAAGUAUCCUUGAUGAACUCAAGAUCACAAUACUGAUUCAGAUUAUGGUUCACAUUUUCAUGCAAUUAUUAUUAUUAUUAUUAUUAUUAUUAUUAUUAUUAUUAUUAUUAUUAUUAUUAUUAUUAUUACUACAAGUUUUGACAAUCAUAUUAGGUAGACUGUGAGCAUUACAUACCCUUUGGCCGCUGUGCAAAUUUUCUGACUUAGCAGAAACAUC
Tachysurus vachellii is the source of this 4124-nucleotide messenger RNA. RefSeq lists its product as uncharacterized. Gene Ontology annotation, cellular component: plasma membrane. Gene Ontology annotation, biological process: homophilic cell-cell adhesion. The transcript has 4 exons. Lineage: Eukaryota; Metazoa; Chordata; Actinopteri; Siluriformes; Bagridae. The record is from RefSeq and is a predicted model, not a curated record. Bases 172 to 3183 code for a protein of 1003 amino acids. Gene Ontology annotation, molecular function: calcium ion binding.